This is a messenger RNA of Anoplopoma fimbria (sablefish), 1083 nucleotides long. Its product is annotated as butyrophilin-like protein 10. Bases 1 to 1083 code for a protein of 360 amino acids. Lineage: Eukaryota; Metazoa; Chordata; Actinopteri; Perciformes; Anoplopomatidae. The transcript is spliced from 6 exons. The record is from RefSeq and is a predicted model, not a curated record.
AUGCCUCAUGAUCCGUUGAACAGUGUCGCCUCCUCAGCAGCUGAUAUUCCAGCUAAAUUGGGCCAAUCCAGUUUUACCUCUGAAUGUAUUCCCAUGGCUGUGACCUCUGGCUGUGCUGGCCUGGUUCUUGGAGUUUCCGUUAUGCUUGUUGUCUGGUAUAAAUGUCAACGUGAAAGAGAUGGAUUAGAGCGGAGAUGUAAACAGCUUCAAAAAGAAUCAGAAACGAGGAAGGACAAAGAGAAGGACAACGAGGCUCGGAUGGUUGACAUGCAACAGAAACAGAAGAGCGGACUGGAGGAAACCAUAAACCAAAUCAACAAUCAACUUGAGAAAGUGAAGACAGAUAAGGAGGAGAACAAGAAGACGCUUCAGUGGACUUUUGUGCCAAAUUUGAAGAAAUCGGAUUUAAAUCAGACCUGCUGUUUUCCAGGUUGGUCUCAGGAGAUUAGUCCACCUCAGCCCGUCAUAGCGAUGGUUGGUGAAGACGUCGUUCUGCCAUGUCAGCUGGAACCCCCCGCGGAUGCUUUUUCCAUGACAAUGGAGUGGGGGAGACCUGACUUGGACCCCAGAUUUGUCCAUGUGUGGCAUGAUGGACAGGAACUGCUGUCUGACAAGAACGACGCCUACAAGGGGAGAACAUCACUGUCCAUCAGCAAACUGAAGCGAGGAGACAUUUCCCUGAAACUGUCCACAGUGAAGAUCUCUGAUAACGGGAUGUACAAAUGCUACAUCCCAAAACUGAGUAAAGAAUAUUUUGUUGAGCUUCUUGUUGGUGCUGUCUCCUCACCUGCUAUCAGCUUAGCAGGCCUCCACAAGGCCAGCAGUGGAGUGGUGUUAGACUGUGAGUCCAGAGGCUGGUAUCCAGAGCCGGAGGUGUUGUGGCUGGACGCUGAGGGAAACCUCCUCUCUGCUGGACCUACAGAGACAGUCAGAGGUCCUGAUGACCUCUAUACUGUCAGCAGCAGAGUGACUGUGGAGAAGAGACACAGCAACAGCUUCACCUGUAGAGUCCAACAGAAGAACACCAACCAGACCAGAGAGACACACAUCACUGUUCCAGGAUUUCUUCGUGUCUCCAUCUAG